AGUUGUUUUCAGAGAGGAAAGAGAAAUAGAGUUCAUGGGGAGAUGCAGUGGGCAGGCGGGCGGGUGAGCCGGGGAGGCCUCGGGGCGAGGCAGGAGAGGAGGUGGGCCUGGGCAGGUCUGCCACCCUCGGGCUGCCUGGCCUGGCCUUGGGGCCAGGCACCCCCAGGGGGAUGCCAGGAGAGGCCGAGGGGCACCCAGGAGUGGCCUCUCCACCCCAGUUCCUAGUGGGGCCUUCUAGGACCAGGGCCUCUCUGGGGACGGGGUGAGAGCCUGUGUCCAAGCUCUGUGUGCCUCCAGCCACACCCACUCAAAGAGAAGGUGAGGCAUUCCUGAGGCCGCUGCGGAAAGGUCGCCUUGCCUGGGCACCUCCAGGGCUCUGCACGGCAGCCGGCUGCUCCUCUGGACGGCGCUGCCCUUCUGGAGUCCUGUGCUGUGUGUCUGGGGUGCGCCCAGCCUUGGGCACGGCGGGCGAGGACCUGUCAGCGGCCUGCAGCUGACAGCCUCCCUGCCCCGUCCUUGGGCUCCACCUCCCUGCCCCCGGCGCACAGAAGGGGAAAGCCUGGUCCCUUGGGGUUUGGCAGAGGCAGGGGCCACAGAAGGGGAGGGGACCCUGCAGAGCCCCCUUGCCGCCCUCCAGAGCUGCUUGCCUGGGCAGGGCAGCUCAGGCACGGAGAGCCCGGCCCCGGGGGUUCACCCCUCCCUCAGGCUGUGUCCCCUUCAGGCUGCAGGAGCCACAUUUGUGCGUUGUUAUCAUGACACACACAGCACAGCCGGUUUCCGGGCCGCUCUUCGUGUGCACGUGUGAGUAUAAUAUGAUUGUACAAAUACAGAGACGCCCGAGCGUGUGUGCGUGCGCACGGUCUGUGUGUGCGUGUGCGUGCGUGUGUGUGUUUUAAAUCUCCCCGGGGCGGUAACUCUUCUUCUCUCCCCUUCCUGUUUGGCUGUGACCUGGGGGAGAUUGAUGGCCAGCCUGUGCGGUGGAUGCUAACAGUUCCUCUGAUUUAUAGAGUUACUUACGCUAAGUGAGGCCACUUAGACGCGUCUGGAUAGUAAACCUUUUAACUGGACUAAAAAAUCAUAAUAAAUAAAUAAACAAAGUGGGGCGAGGAGGGCCCCCAGCGGCUGGGCCCCCCGCUUCCCGACUUGGAGCUGUUGGGGACCAGGGGACCCAGCUGAGAGCCCUGAGGGGCAGUGGCCACUCCUCCCACCUGCAAAAACCAGGCAUGGGAUCGGGCCCAAGAGGGAAGGACACCCUUCUCCUCGGGGACAGGUCCUGGCUGGGGAGAUGGGGUGGGAGCUGUUAAGAUGGAGAUGGGCUGUGUGGAGGGGGGGCCCUGAGGGAGCUCGUGGGGAGCAGGGCCGGAGCAGAUGUCUCUAGGAACCCUUCCUUGCUUCCCAGACUCGCUGCUCCCGUGGCACCGAGACUUUUCACCGCAGUGAUCACGCUUGUAAUGACUUGAACGUCUGCCCCCUCGUCUAAACUGAACAGUCCGUCAUGGCAGGAACCGGGACAGUCCGCCUGCUCAUUUCAUAUCCUCAGAAUUCAGCCCAGAGCCUGAACAUGGGCGCAGCACCCCAGCACUGGGGCUUGUGGCCUGUCAGGUUCAAGUUCUUAGGGGCUGCAGGGAAGCUCCAACAUUGCUGCCACCCUCGCUGGGAGGCUGUGGGAGGCAUGUGUGGGGUCUCAGAUGGUGAGACAUCGGAGCCCAGCGGGAGUCCGGCUCUGGCACACCCUCUGGGUGACCGUGACAGUUGACAACCUCUGUGAGCUCUGCUUUCUCACCCGGAAACAGGGAUAGGACAGCGGCCGUACGGGGACGCUGGGGGACCACUGAGGCGAUGCUCUGAGUUGCCCAGCACUGGGCAACUUUAAACAGCUGGCUCAGAGGGUGCCAGCUGCCAUGUUGCUCUAGGCAGUGUGGGCCAGGGCGGCCACCAGAGUGACCCAGCGGUGCCCACGGCCCCCGAGCCGCCUGGCAGCAGGCAGGAGGGCCCAGACCACCCCAACCCGAGGGGACGGGUGCCUGGCCCCUGCCUCACCACUUCUUGAUAUACAGCGGGCAUUAGGCUGCCCAAAGGGGACACUGCAUCCUUAGGAAGAAAUAUGUCCUCAUUUUUCUUAAACACCGUUUCCACUGAGUGAAAUGUUUAGAAGGGACACGCAGGGAGAACUUUAUUUCCUACCAGGGAGUUCAGAGCCACCAGGCAGAGCCUAUAAAGCACCCGGAGCCUGGUAGCUGACAGUCCGCCCGGCCCCAAAACACAUUACUCACUGGUGGGGAGGGGCUGCCAGGCCUGCCCAGCCCCUGGGGACUAACCCCCACCCCCAAGGCAGGACAAGUGACUCUGAGGUACCCAGCCAUGGGCAGUGGGCACUGGAGCCUCUGGUCCCCUUGAGCCAGGGCUGCCCAGGGCAGGGGAGGACCUGGCCCUGACCAGGCGAGGAAGUGGCCGUUCCAGCCACCCCCGUAGUCCCCAGGGAUCAGGGAUGAGGGGCCCAGGUGCAGCUACAGGAUCCCCCCCCCUCCCUUGGAACUGGCAGGAGCCCCGGCCUUCCCCAGCCUUUGGAGGGAGUGAUGAGAUUCCUGCCAUAGCGGGCCCUUCUCCCGAGGCCCUCCCUUCAUUCGAUUUCUGAAGCUGGCUGAUUUACAUAUUUAUAAAUAUCAGUAAAUUAUUUAUUGUAGCAAUCUGCUGCACCAUUUUACCCAUCACAGUUAACACUUUAGGGGGCUCCGUGUUAUGGGAACCGGCAGUGAGGGUGAGGAGGAGGUGGGCAAGGAGGCCUGGGACUUCCUGGAGCCUUUGUGGGGACAUGGUGGCGGCCCCGCACCUUGCUGAGCCCUGACCUUCAUGAGCUCGGGCUCUGGAGUGUCUUCACGGCUCCAGGAUCAGUCUCCUCCUCUGUCAGAUGGGACGACGACAGUACCUGCCUCACGGGAUCAUAGUGAGAGGUCGUGAGCCAGCGUCCAACAGGCACAGGGACAGUCCAGUUCUCGCCCCUCCCUUUCUCCACCCUGAGCAGGACCCACUCAGCUUGGAGACAGAGCUGCCUGCCUGGGGGCUUGUUGCGUUUGGAGCCCUGGGAGGGGAGGCUCAGACUGUGGGAGCCGGCGAGGGGCCAUUUGUUGCUGAGUAGGCAGCCUGCCCGCGGCCCAGCCCUGCAGCCUCUCCUGUCCCCUCCGCCUCUUCUGGGCCAGGUGUGGUUUCCUGGUCUAGGGGUCUCGUGCCCAGAUGUGGCACCGCACUUGCCUGUUUGUCCCCUCCCAGGGCUCAGCUGCCUUUCCCCAGGUCCUUGACUGUCAGGCCCUGUGCUUGGCACAGACAAGCACCCUCUCUCAUCUUACAGUCCUGCAGCCCUUUUCACGGGGAGAAAGCUCGACCAGGGCCCAGGGCUAGCGAGGGGCCGGAGCCAGGCCGUGAACUCACGACUGUCUGACCCCAAAAGCCAGGCCAUACAGUGGUGCUGUGCCACCUCCCAGGGCUCGCCCUGGCCCACCCGGCAUCACUGGGGCCCAAGGCAGGAGGCUGGGGGAGCCCUGGGCUGGCUGCCUGCGUGCAGAUACUGACCCACUCCUCUCCCCAGGCCUGGCUGGGAUCCCUGCAGCCGCCCCGCCCCUCGCCUCCUCUCUGGAGCCCGGCCCUGGCUGAAGGCACCCGGUGCCCCGACCCGCCUGCAGGCAAGCCCGCGAUGGCGGCCAAACGCAAAGGCGGCCUGAAGCUCAACGCCAUCUGCGCCAAGCUGAGCCGCCAGGUGGUGGUGGAGAAGGGAGCGGAGGCCGAGGACAGCCCACUGCGGCCCCGGGACAAAGUGCGCAGUGGCCCUGAGGCGGGGGUGGCCCGGGCCCCCCGCAGCGAAGAGGACAAGAGGCGGGCGGUGAUCGAGAAGUGGGUGAACGGGGAAUACAGCGAGGAGCCGGCACCCACGCCCGUGCUGGGGCGGACUGCCCGGGAGGGUCUGGAGCUGCCACCCGAGGGCGUCUACAUGGUGCAGCCCCAGGGCUGCAGCGACGAGGAAGACCACGGCGAGGAGCCCCCCAAGGGUGGCGGCGUCGUGGAGGAGAAGGACUCGGACGGGGCAGCCUCCAAGGAUGAUAGUGGCCCCAGUGCCAAGCAGGCUUCAGGAGAGGCCUCCUCGCUGCGGGACUACGCGGCCUCCACCAUGACCGAGUUCCUUGGCAUGUUUGGCUAUGAUGACCAGAACACGAGGGACGAGCUGGCCGGGAAGAUCAGCUUCGAGAAGCUGCAUGCGGGCUCCACGCCAGAGGCGGCCACCUCCUCCGCGCUGCCCGCCUCCGAGGACGCCCUCAGCAAGCGGGCGCGGUUCUCCAAGUAUGAGGAGUACAUCCGCAAGCUCAAGGCCGGCGAGCAGCUGUCCUGGCCGGCCCACGGUACCACAGCCGAGGGGCGGGCCAGCAAGGAGGCCCUGGGCUCCCUGCCUGGCCUGCGGCUGCCCAGUAGCACCGCACACCUGGAGACCAAGGCCACCAUCCUGCCCCUGCCCUCACACAGCAGUGUCCCCAUGCAGGGCCUGGUGGCCCGUGCCUCCAAGUACGACUUCUUCAUCCAGAAACUGAAGACGGGUGAGAACCUGCGGCCCCAGAACGGGAGCGCCUACAAGAAGCCGUCUAAGUACGACCUGGAGAACGUCAAGUACCUGCACCUCUUCAAACCCGGGGAGGGCAGCCCCGACAUGGGAGGGGCCAUCGCCUUCAAGACGGGCAAGGUGGGGCGCCCCUCCAAGUACGACGUCCGGGCCAUCCAGAAGCCGGGCCCCGCCAAGGUUCCGCCCACCCCCAGCCUGGCUCCUGCACCCCUCGCCAGCGUGCCCACUGCUCCCAGUGCCCCCGGGCCAGGCCCUGAGCCACCUGCCUCCCUGCCUUUCAACACUCCCGAGUACCUGAAGUCAACCUUCUCCAAAACAGACUCCAUCACCACGGGGACCGUCUCCACUGUCAAGAACGGAUUGCCCACAGAUAAACCAGCUGUCACUGAAGAUGUAAACAUUUACCAGAAAUAUAUUGCCAGGUUCUCAGGCAGUCAGCACUGUGGCCACAUCCACUGCGCCUACCAGUACCGCGAGCACUACCACUGCCUCGACCCCGAGUGCAACUACCAGUCCAGGGUGCUGGCCUUGGGGCAGCCUGGGCUGCCUCGACCCAACAGGAUGAUUUGUAAGGAGACCGGAGGGCCCUGGGGCCAGGCCCAGCCUCCUGCCCACCAGGCCCUCUCCCGGCAGAGGUUCACGAGCAAGCAGGACGUGAUCCGGCACUACAACAUGCACAAGAAGCGGGACAACUCCCUGCAGCACGGCUUCAUGCGCUUCAGCCCACUGGACGACUGCAGCGUCUACUACCACGGCUGCCACCUCAACGGGAAGAGCACCCACUACCACUGCAUGCAGGUGGGCUGUAACAAGGUGUACACGAGCACGUCGGACGUGAUGACCCACGAGAACUUCCAUAAGAAGAACACCCAGCUCAUCAACGACGGCUUCCAGCGCUUCCGAGCCACUGAGGACUGCGGCACGGCCGACUGCCAGUUCUACGGGCAGAAGACCACGCAUUUCCACUGCAGGCGCCCCGGCUGCACGUUCACCUUUAAGAACAAGUGUGACAUCGAGAAGCACAAGAGCUACCACAUCAAGGACGACGCCUACGCCAAGGAUGGCUUCAAGAAGUUCUACAAGUACGAGGAGUGCAAGUACGAGGGCUGUGUGUACAGCAAGGCCACCAACCACUUCCACUGCAUCCGCGCCGGCUGCGGCUUCACCUUCACCUCCACCAGCCAGAUGACCUCCCACAAGCGCAAGCAUGAGCGCCGGCACAUCCGCGCCUCGGGCUCGGGCGUGCUGGGGCUGCCGCCCUCGCUGCUGGGCGCCAAGGACACGGAGCACGAGGAGUCCAGCAACGACGACCUGGUUGACUUCUCUGCCCUGAGCAGCAAGAACUCCAGCCUCAGCGCCUCCCCCACCAGCCAGCAGUCCUCCGCCUCCCUGGUCACCGCCACUGCCACCUCCGAGGCUGGGCCCAGUGCCACCAAGCCUCCCAACAGCAAGAUCUCGGGGCUGCUGGCCCAGGGCCUGCCUGGCUCCAUCCCCCUGGCGCUGGCCCUCUCCAGCUCGGGCCUGCCCAGCGCUGCGCCCUACUUCCCCAUCCUUCCGGGCCGGGGCAGCACCUCCCUGCCUGUGGGUGCCCCCGGCCUCAUGGGUACCAUGUCGUCAGGGACGGCAGCCUCAGUAACCCCCGACACACCUGCUCUGGCUGCCUCGGGAGCUGGCGACUCGGCCGCCGCGGCAGCUGCCUCUGUCCCGGUGCCCCCUGCCUCCAUCAUGGAGAGGAUCUCCGCGAGCAAGGGCCUCAUCUCGCCCAUGAUGGCCCGGCUGGCUGCGGCCGCCCUCAAGCCCUCUGCCACCUUUGACCCAGGAAAUGGGCAGCAGGCCACCCCUGCCAGGUUCCCCCCAGCCCCGGUGAAGCAGGAGCCCGGUGAGAGUGCUGGCGCCCCAGGUCCCCACGAGGCCUCCCAGGACCGCAGUUUAGACCUGACUCUGAAGGAGCCCAGUAAUGAAUCAAAUGGCCACGCAGUCCCGGCAAAUUCAUCUCUUUUAUCCUCGCUUAUGAAUAAGAUGUCUCAGGGCAAUCCCAGCCUCGGCAGCCUGUUGAACAUCAAGACAGAAGCGGAGGGGAGCCCCGCCGGGGAGUCCUCGCCCUUCCUGGGCAAGGCCGUGAAGGCGCUGGUUCAGGAGAAGCUGUCAGAGCCCUGGAAGGUCUACCUUCGCAGGUUUGGCACCAAGGACUUCUGCAACGCGCAGUGUGACUUCCUCCACAAGGCCCACUUCCACUGCGUGGUGGAGGAGUGCGGCGCGCUCUUCAGCACCCUGGACGGGGCCAUCAAGCACGCCAACUUCCACUUCCGGACAGAGGGAGGAGCAGUGAAAGGAAAUGUGGAGGCUUCCUUCCCGGCCUCAGCUGCUGAGACCAAACCUUCCUUGGCCCCCUCAUCCCCUCCAGCGCCUCCCAUCACCACGGCCACGGCUUCCUCUCUCGAGGGGCCCACUCCCAGCCUGGCCGCAGUGCCCUCCAGCCCCACCCUGCUCGCCUGGAAGCAGCUGGCUUCCACCAUACCCCAGAUGCCUCAGAUUCCAGCGUCAGUGCCUCACCUGCCUACUUCGCCCUUGGCAACGACUUCUCUAGAAAACGCCAAGCCCCAGGUCAAACCCGGAUUCCUCCAGUUCCAGGAGAACGAUCCUUGCCUCGCAACGGACUGCAAGUAUGCCAACAAGUUCCACUUCCACUGUCUCUUUGGGAACUGCAAGUACGUCUGCAAAACCUCCGGGAAGGCCGAGUCCCACUGCCUGGACCACAUCAAUCCCAACAACAACCUCGUGAACGUGCGAGACCAGUUUGCGUACUACUCCCUGCAGUGCCUCUGUCCCAACCAGCACUGCGAGUUCCGGAUGCGCGGGCACUACCACUGUCUCAGGACCGGCUGCUACUUUGUGACCAACAUCACCACCAAGCUGCCGUGGCACAUAAAGAAGCAUGAGAAAGCUGAGCGGCGGGCAGCCAACGGAUUCAAGUACUUCACCAAGCGUGAGGAGUGCAGCAGGCUAGGCUGCAAGUACAACCAGGUGAACAGCCACUUCCACUGCAUCCGGGAGGGCUGCCAGUUCUCCUUCCUCCUCAAGCACCAGAUGACCUCCCACGCCCGGAAGCACAUGCGGAGGAUGCUGGGGAAGAACUUCGAUCGCGUGCCCUCCUCCCAGGGCCCCCCGAGCUUGAUGGACACCGAGACGGACGAGUACAUGGAUUAUACUGGCUGCAGCCCGGGCGCCGUGUCCUCUGAGUCCUCCACCAUGGACCGAAGCUGCUCCAGCACCCCUGUGGGCAACGAGAGCACCGCAGCAGGCUGCCCGGCUCCUCCUCCUCCUGCCGCCGCCGCUGACGAGGCUGCCCGCGUGGCUCCGCAGCCCCCACUGACCCCAUCCUUCUCUGCGGCCGUGCUGCGGGCGCCCCUCCCCUCCCUGCCAUGCCUCUUUUCUCCACCCUGUCUCUCAUACUCUCUGCUCAGUGCCUCUCUCGGAGCCACCCGGGGCCUGGCCCACCCCAUCAGCAGCCCGCCCAGCUUCCCGCCCGUCACUGCCACUCCAACUCCAGUAAAAAGUGACGCCCCCCUAGUUCAGGACGCCGCAGGGAACACCAUCUCCAUGCCGACAGCCUCCGGGGCCAAAAAGCGCUUCUGGAUCAUUGAGGACAUGUCGCCGUUCGGCAAGCGGCGCAAGACGGCCUCCUCGCGCAAGAUGCUGGACGAGGGCAUGAUGCUGGAGGGCUUCCGGCGCUUCGACCUCUACGAGGACUGCAAGGACGCGGCCUGCCAGUUCUCGCUCAAGGUCACCCACUACCACUGCACGCGCGAGAACUGCGGCUACAAGUUCUGCGGGCGCACGCACAUGUACAAGCACGCGCAGCACCACGACCGCGUGGACAACCUCGUGCUGGACGACUUCAAGCGCUUCAAGGCCUCGCUCAGCUGCCACUUCGCCGACUGCCCUUUCUCGGGCACCAGCACGCACUUCCACUGCCUGCGCUGUCGCUUCCGCUGCACCGACAGCACCAAGGUCACGGCGCACCGCAAGCACCACGGCAAGCAGGACGUGAUCAGCGCGGCGGGCUUCUGCCAGUUCAGCUCGAGCGCCGACUGCGCCGUGGCCGACUGCAAGUACAAGCUCAAGUGCUCGCACUUCCACUGCACCUACCCCGGCUGCCGCCACACGGUCGUGGGCAUGUCGCAGAUGGACUCGCACAAGCGCAAGCACGAGAAGCAGGAGCGCGGCGAGCCGCCCGCCGCCGCCUCCCCCGGCGCCGAGGGCCCCGCGCCCGGCCCGGCCGCCAGCCUGGACUGCGCGCCGCCGCCCGGCGCCGAGCCCGCCGCCGCCCUGCUCUUCCUGCCCGGCCCGGGGCGGGGUCCGGACGACGCGGGCGACCCCCGCCCGCCCGACGCCCCCGGGCCCCGCGCCGGCCCCGCCGCGCCCGGCCCCGCGGCCGGCGAGUCGUCGCAGGAGGACGACGAGGAGGAGCUGGAGCUGAACGAGGAGGAGGCGGACGACGACGAGGACGACGACGACGAGGACGACGAGGACGACGACGAGGACGACGACGACGACGAGGACCUGCGCACCGACUCGGAGGAGUCGCUCUCCGAGGCGGCGGCGGCGGGGCCGGGGUCGCGGAGCCUGGAGCUGGCGGCCCUCGGCGCUCCCGCGCCCCCCGGCCCCACGCCUGCCGCCGCCGCCUCCCCGUAGCCGCGGGGCCCGUGGCGCGUGGGGGGCCGGCCGCGCCCGGCGCCCUCGGGAUCUUGCCGCUUUAUUCUAUUGUUAUUAUUAUUAUCAAUUUUGUAAGAAACGGUAUUUAUAUGUAAAGCUUCCCUUGUACAGAGCUAGGUGUUCGCCGCGCCCCGGCGUCGAGAGGCGCUCCGGGCCCGGGGCCGCCCCGCCGGUGCUUCCGGACCCCGAGUCCGUCUCAGGACAGAGGCGGGGGCCUCCCUCUGGUGCUCCGGGGCUGCCCCCGCGCCCGCCCGCCCCGCCCGCGCGGCAGCUGGGCGGCCGGAAGGACAGAGGCUGCCCGGGACCCUCCUCAGCCGCAGUUCGGGGAUCUUCUUCAGGGAAAUAGAAGGUGCUCUUGUCCGGGGUGGGAACGAGGGGCAGGAGGCCCGGAGGGCGAGGAGGGCGGCGACCCCGGGCGGCUGCCCCACGCGCCCUCCCCGCGCCGGACCCCGGGCCCCCCGAGCACGCCGGUGGGAUUCCUCAUUGCUCAGGGCUGGGACGGGCGCCGGGGGUCGCCGCGACCCCCGCCCCUCACCACCGGAGGCGGGCCGGCACCUGUGGCACCUGGCAGGGCCUCCCAUUCGUGCAGCUAAGACCCUCCCUCCCGGUCCUGGGGGAGGGCGGGGCAGGAGGCAUCCGGCGGGCGACACUACAGGGACCGCGGAGGGAACCUCCUGGACUCGGCAGAGCGGGGAGCUCCGGAUCACUCUGCCCCCAGCGCGGGGCCUGGUCGGGGUGUCCGUCCCGAGGGCUGGGGCCUGGGAAGGGGUGCGUCUGCUCGCUGGUGCUGGGCUGCUGGGCCCGCAGGGCGUCUCUGCCACCCAGGUGGUGAGAACAGGAAGGAUGCGACUGUUUGGGGCUUUAAUAGUCAACAUGGAAAAAAAUACGAGAAAGUUGUACAGUAUUUUUCCUGUAAAGGUUAUUAUUCUACAUAGAACAAAAGAAGAAAAAAAAAAAAAAGCAGGCGGGCGGCUAGAGCGCAGACCGCCUCCGGACCAGCCCUGAGGUUGGAGACCCGAGUGCAAUUGCUCACGUGGGGUUUUGUUUAGCGUUUAGAGGCCUUACCAGUUUGAGGCUGUCCGUCUUUACACUAGCACUGAUGGGAGCUGCGUGAUUCCAACUUUUAACUUGAAUUUCGUAGAGACAAGAAAAAAGGACUGUUAUUACUGAUACAAGUUUGUAGUUAAUUUAACAUUUGAGUUUUUCUCUAUUGGUUAUGCGUGUGGCUUUAUAGGGCUUUUUUCUUCCCAGUUUGUUUUAUUAAUUUCUUUGGGAUACUUCUUUGCUGGUGCAACCCACCCGGAUUUGGUUCCUUUUGCAAAUCCCAGCCCCCCACCCCUGCCACCCUCCC
Messenger RNA from Orcinus orca (killer whale), 10670 nucleotides. RefSeq names its product castor zinc finger 1 (gene CASZ1). The record is from RefSeq and is a predicted model, not a curated record. Gene Ontology annotation, biological process: positive regulation of transcription by RNA polymerase II; regulation of neuron differentiation. The transcript has 19 exons. The coding region runs from base 3689 to 9298 and encodes 1869 amino acids. Gene Ontology annotation, molecular function: RNA polymerase II transcription regulatory region sequence-specific DNA binding; DNA-binding transcription factor activity, RNA polymerase II-specific. NCBI's taxonomy places the organism in Eukaryota, Metazoa, Chordata, Mammalia, Artiodactyla, Delphinidae. Gene Ontology annotation, cellular component: nucleus.